Cyanistes caeruleus (blue tit) is the source of this 6348-nucleotide messenger RNA. Lineage: Eukaryota; Metazoa; Chordata; Aves; Passeriformes; Paridae. The record is from RefSeq and is a predicted model, not a curated record.
ACAUGUCGUUUGUGUUACAUUUGAGUUAAGUAAUGCAAGGUUAGAUCAUCCUCACCCAAGGUGAUCAAAUCCUUAGCCCAGCAAACGAGCUGGAGCAACUAAGCUCAAAUGAUCCACUAGCCCGUUUUCCAGUGCUCUCCGUGAAUUUGCUAAAUGAGUAACAGCAGACAGAAAGGCAAAAGACUGAGUGUCGGGAAACCAGCUGAGGAAUCUCAGUGAGGAAAGGAAUAAAGACCUUUUGCCUGUGUUCUGGGUUUUUUCCUAGACCACUGGUACUCAUCUGGGUACAGGCUGCGGGUGGCAGAGCGCUGGCUGGUCCCACAGUGCUGGUUCCCCUUCUCCCAGCUGUUACAGCCACGCUGUGAGUUCCUCUGCUGCCCCUCUGCCCUGUGAGGUGGUGCCCUCAUGGCUGUGGGAGGGGGGGCGUUUGAGCAAGAAGGGAGGUGGCACAUCCGAAAUCUGUGUUGGAUCACCGGUAAGGCUGUAACAGAGUUCGAGAGCAACAGGGCUGCUCGCUAAGCAGCGCUUUCUGACCGGCUCUGCGGGCUAGCAAGGCAUCCUGUGAGACCUAGUGAACUGGGUGAAGUUGUAAUGUAUUGUGAGGGCCAGGCAAGAGUGAUGGAGUAAUUUUUUUUCUGAAGGAUGUGGAGUCCACUGCCAGAGCAUAAUACUGGACUAGGCUAGACCAGUUCUGGUCUGUCAGUCCUGUGCCACUGCAUAGGAAAUAGCCACUCUCCCUAACAAAACUAACUUUACAUGUAUUUUCUACCUUCCUGUUUUCCCACGGUCUCCUUUGAUCUUCUGGUUCCUCCUUUAUAUGCCUGUCUUUCUUAAAUGUGCUUAGAUAGCUGGCUUCCGUGUCUUCUCAUGGUAACACAUUCCAUACAUUCGCAUCUGCUUGAGGGAAACACUCCCCGUCCACCCACACACAUAACAGUGCUCCGGGCCAAAUUCUGAUCGCUUCUGUGUCAAUACAAACCUGAGCAGCUUCACCAGCUCUGGCCCUGCUGCUUUGGGGUCACAAUGGUGUAGCUCUGGGUACAGUGUGGUCCUUUGGCUGGACCGAAGGGUCCUCCAGGCGGCUCAUUCAGCACACACCCACAUCACGCGACAGAAAUAUCUGUUCUCUAAACACUUCUGCUCCUCUGUGAGGUAUGCUGUGGAAUAGGCUUUGCUUUCAUGGAUUUUGAAAAUUGUAGAGAAGCUUUCUGUAAUGCAGGAGAACAGUGUAUGCCGAAUAACAGAACAUAAUUGAUUCUUUCUCAUAUCCAACCUCUUUACAAAUGCAUACAAUGGAGCAAGCGUGAUGAUUUCUUAGCAGCACAAGAACACUGUAGCUUAAAUCCAGGCCUGGGGAAAAGAGGGAGGUGUGGUAGCGUGUUGAACAGAUGCAGUUAGCACUGCUGGAUCACUGACACGGUGAAGCUCCUGGCGUUUCUGUGCGUCUCUGCUUGGGCACUGCUCUGCAGAACAUCACCCUGCUGUUAGAGGAGUUGAAAAGAUCCCCAUGCACACACUGAACCACCACUUUUCUCCAGCAAUUGUGCUUUCAGUGCUUGCAUUUGCCUAUCGCUUAGCAGACGUAGUAGAGCAGUGCUGAGACUAACACACUCCUCUGCAGCAUGUGCUGGUAGGGUAUGUAAUUCCAGACCACCAACCUAGAGUAAUUUGCUGUACUCCAACCCCCCUUCUUCUGGGGGUGGGGCGGAGUAGUAUUUUUUUUUUAGGUAUGAAAUUUACAGGACCUCCAAUCAAAUUAAAGGUGUCCCAGGGUCAACCUGUGAAACUAAAUUGCAGCCUCGAGGGAAUGGAAGAUCCCGAGAUGUUGUGGAUCAAGGACGGAGCAGUGGUGCAAAGCGUAGACCAGGUGUACAUUCCAGUAGAUGAAGAGCACUGGAUCGGCUUCCUCAGCUUGAAAUCCGUCGAGCGGACAGAUUCUGGGAAGUACUGGUGCCAGGUUGAGAACGGGGGGAAGAAGGAAGAAUCACAACAAGUGUGGCUCAUAGUGGAAGGUGUGCCCUACUUUACUGUGGAACCUGAGGAUGUGUCUGUGUCUCCUAAUGCCCCAUUUCAUAUGGCCUGUGCUGCUGUUGGUCCCCCUGAACCAGUGACCAUUGUCUGGUGGAUGGGAGACUCUAGAGUGGGGCUUCCAGACGUCUCCCCCUCCAUCUUAAAUGUGUCAGGUAUUAAUCAAAGCACAGUUUUCUCCUGUGAAGCUCACAACAUAAAGGGAUUGUCUUCAUCUCGGACCGCCACUGUUCAAAUUAAAGCCAUGCCUCUCCCGCCUCUCAAUGUAACUGUAAGCCAAGUCACCAGCAGCAAUGCCAGCGUGCUCUGGGUGCCAGGAUUUGAUGGUCGUGCGCCUCUCCAUUCUUGCACUCUCCAGGUAGCUGAGUCACCAGAUGGCCAGGAGGUGUCCACUGAAGUCACCCCAGUGCCACCCUUUUCCUACACCGUGCAAGGCCUGAGGCAUUCCACCAACUACAGCGUCCGUGUGCAGUGCAGCAAUGAGAUGGGCAGCUCCCCUUUCACCGACAGGGUUUAUUUCCAGACCCUGGAGCUUGCUCCAAACAGCACCCCUCAAAAUAUCCAUGUUAUUCAAAGAGAUCCUGGUCUAAUUUUGGAGUGGGAAGGUGUGGCUCCAGAUGUGCUGAAAGAAAAUGUCCUGGGAUACAGACUGGAAUGGAUUCAGGAUAAUGUAACUCAGGGGGAGAUGAUUGUGCAGGACACAAAAGCCAAUCUCACCAUGUGGAACCCUCUCAAAGACCUGAUUAUCAGAGUGUGUGUGCUGAACUCUGCAGGGUGUGGGCCCUGGAGUGACCUCUUCCUGCUGGAGGCCCAGGAGGUCAUGGGUGGCCAGAGACAACCUCCUUAUGGGACAUCCUGGGUUCCUGUGGCAUUGGGCAUUCUCACAGCUCUGGUCACAGCUGUUGCCCUGGCUCUUAUUCUCCUUCGAAAAAGAAGAAAGGAAACUCGGUUUGGCCAUGCCUUUGGCAGUGUGGUUGGCAGAGGGGAUCCAGCAGUCCAUUUCAGAGCUGCCAGGUCUUUCAACAGGGAGGGCCCAGAGCUCAUUGAAGCAACAUUGGAGAGUGUAGGGAUCAGUGAUGAGUUGAAGACAAAACUAAAAGAUGUCUUAAUCCAGGAACAGCAGUUCACCCUGGGAAGAAUGUUGGGCAAGGGGGAGUUUGGGUCAGUUCGAGAGGCACUACUGAAGCUAGAUGAUGGCUCUUUCCAGAAAGUGGCAGUGAAGAUGCUGAAAGCGGACAUCUUCACCUCAACUGACAUUGAGGAGUUCCUGCGAGAGGCUGCCUGCAUGAAGGAGUUUGACCACCCCCACGUCACCAAACUGAUCGGAGUCAGCCUACGAAGCCGUCCCAAGGGCCGUCUCCCAAUUCCCAUGGUGAUCCUGCCCUUCAUGAAGCAUGGAGACCUCCAUGCUUUCCUGCUGAUGUCACGGAUUGGGGAAAACCCAUUUAACUUGCCUGUUCAGACACUCCUCAAGUUCAUGAUUGACAUUGCCAGUGGGAUGGAGUACUUGAGCUCAAAAAAUUUCAUACACAGGGACCUUGCAGCUCGGAACUGCAUGUUGGAUGAGAACAUGAAUGUGAGUGUUGCAGACUUUGGACUUUCUAAGAAAAUCUACAGUGGAGACUACUACCGCCAGGGUUGUGCCUCCAAGCUGCCAGUGAAGUGGCUUGCUCUGGAAAGUCUGGCAGAUAACCUGUACACAACACACAGCGAUGUGUGGGCGUUUGGGGUGACCAUGUGGGAGAUUGUGACCCGAGGGCAAACCCCUUAUGCUGGCAUUGAGAAUGCAGAAAUCUACAACUACCUCAUCAGCGGGAACAGGCUGAAGCAGCCCCCAGAGUGCCUGGAAGAUGUCUAUGAUCUCAUGUGCAGAUGUUGGCAUCCUGAGCCCAAGCUACGCCCCAGCUUUGGAGUGCUCCGCUCCCAGCUGGAAAUGAUUCGCGGGAGGAUGUCCACACUCUCUUCCAGUCAAGAUCCUCUCUAUGUCAACAUUGGGAAGGACAAAGAGGCGUCUGCAAGUGACCCUGUCCUGCACGCCUCCUUUGGAAAUAUGGAUGCUGAAGAGACUGUUGCUGGGGCAGCUGCUGCUGUCACAAGUGACUAUCGCUACAUCAUGAGCCCUUUGUGCCUUGGAGAUGAUGCUGAGGGUGAAAGGCAUCCAGAUGGACAAGAAGGGGAGGACAAAAGCCUUCUGUAUGAGCUAGAGACAGAAGGAGAGAAAAGUUGCUAGCCUGUACAUAGCAGUGACACUCUGCUUCCCUGAGGCUGGAUAUGUGCAGCAUGGUGCUGUGUCUCCUGGGGCUCUGAUGCCAGAUCUGGAAUGGCUUUGAACAGCACUGUCCAGGGCUCUUGGGCAGCUUUUGUAGCUUUCACCACCUGUGUGGGCUGCAGUGGCAAAUAGCUUGGAAGAACUGCAACCCCAACGACCCCUUAUAUCUUGGGGAGGGAGGACAGUAGGGUUACAGGUUGACCACAUCCUGCUGAAAGGAGUUCAGAGCUAAGGUGGCAGUCAGAGUCUGUGCUCUGCUUCUUCUCACUGAAUGCUGGAGCAGAGCUGAAUACACCUUCUGUUCAGUGAGUGCUUGCUCUUGUGUAGAUGUUGUCUUCAAUCCUGGCUGCGUGACUUUGGGACUGGUACCUCUGAAAACACUAGUGGGUAUUUAUAUUAUCAUUCAGGACAAGAGGGCAAAAUUCCCCUCGUGUUCACUCAGCAGUACUGCCUAGACUCGUUGCCUACCUCAGUGGUUCUCAAACUGAUCAGCGGAUCUGCUCCUUCCCAGCACUGAAUUUGAACAUCUGGUUCAUUUCAUGCAGUGACAUUUGCUGCUUCCUCAGUCCAGGGCUCAUUUAAGAGUUUCAGACAUUUUGGUGAGCAAGGAAAUUAGAAAAAAAAAAUGAAAAUCCAGCAUUCCUCUUCUCCCCAUGUACCUUUUUUUAUGUCUUUCUUUUUCUUCUGUUCGAUGCCAAUUCAGGCCUGACUAGACUUGCAGCUGACAUUAAAAUGCAAAGGGAGGGAGAGCAGCUGGCUUGUGUGAGGGCAGAACCCAACUUCAAAGGAAUGGAAAGGAAGCAGUGUAGAGAGGACUUAACAGCAGUAUGGGGAAACAGUGCUAAUUAAUGCUAAGUGCUGCCCUGCAGGAGAGGAAGAAGACUGAGAUACAGAAUGACAGACUUGCUCAGUUUCAGCAGGAGCAGGAUACAGCACUUGCUUCCAAGUUGGAUUCUUUCAAUCAUUCUCUUUAUUAGUCCUAUAUCUUCUUCAAAUGACCAAGAACUGCAGCUGCUAUAGUGACAUGUGAAAUCAGUUUCAGGAGGUUGUGUCUUGGGGGGAGGGAUCAACUGGAAGAUCUCUUUCUGAAGAGAGAGGCCUCAUGAUGAAAAACUCGAGAACCACUGGCCUUCCUAUUUAGGAGGUUUUCUGGCAUGCUCUAAAAGCCACAUAAAACGUGGAAUAGUAUCACUGCAGCCUUCCAGACAGGGCAAAAUUAAAGGUUUUGCUCUUUGGGUUUUGUUUUGUUUUCCAAUCAGCAUGUCUGACUCACUGUAACUGCAAGUGCUUGUGUGGUUUUUUAAUAAUUUAAUAUUUUACUGUAAAUCAGCAUUUGUUUUGUGCAGUGGUUCCCAGCAAGGAAGUGCAGUUACAUCUUACUCUACUUAUCCUAAAUAUUUGCUAGAUCUUAAUUUCUUUUAUUUUAACUGCGCUGAAAACUUGGCAGUAUUACUUAGGAUUCCACAUCGCACUUCUUCAAACUAAUACCACAAAUGUCAGCAUUUACUGAGUUGGCAAAGGUGGGACCAAAAAGUCAAAUAAGAUUGCAGACUUGGUAUCAGAACACUCCACCCUUCGAUACCCAGUGUUUGCUUAUUGUAAGGUCGGGGUCUAAAUAUAAAAUUCAGGUCAAGUUUCAGCCCUUAGUGGGAACUCUUCCUAGGGAAGGGGAAUUUCAGCCUGGGACCUGAGCAUGGGUCCUUUCUGUUAAGUUUCCUACUGAACAGAGAUGUCCUACAGGUGUCUCCAGAAAUUCAGUAUGGUUUCUCAGUCACAGAUACAAAUUCUGCCAUCUUUCACCCCAGGUGGUACAGGGUUUUCUCUUCACUUAGCUGGAAUGCUGUAAAUGCAGAUGAGAAGAUAACACCUAACAAAGGGUAACAAAAACCUGUGCAGUGCACUUUUGCAGUGAGGGCAGAAGGCUACACUCCCUGCAGCUGCCUAGGAAGUGCAGAUGUACAUAUAGACUCUAACUCUGGGAAGCAUGUCUUUAGUUUUUAUGCAUUUUUUAAUAAUAAAACCUGUACUGUGUUUGAGUUCCGGCCUCUUAA